Molecule: messenger RNA, 11346 nt
Organism: Vigna radiata var. radiata (mung bean)
Lineage: Eukaryota; Viridiplantae; Streptophyta; Magnoliopsida; Fabales; Fabaceae
Product: E3 ubiquitin-protein ligase UPL1-like
Exons: 17
Coding region: 191-11161 (3656 amino acids)
Biological process (GO): positive regulation of protein catabolic process; proteasome-mediated ubiquitin-dependent protein catabolic process; protein polyubiquitination
Molecular function (GO): protein binding; ubiquitin-protein transferase activity
Source: RefSeq, a predicted model, not a curated record
CUCACUAUUUAUACUCUAUUCUUUGCUUCAGAAAAAAAGGGCUAAUUUUUUCUCUUCUACAAAACACAACAAUUUUAUUCUAACAAAGCCGAUUCCCAACCCCAACCCUUUCUUCUCUCACACUCCUAUGUGUAUGCUCUCACUCUCUCUUUUCUCAUCUCUCAGUUCAAAGUAGCGAAACUGAGGGGAGAUGGCAAGCGUGAGAUCGAGUUUGCCUUCGAGGCUGCGCCAACUUCUAUCGAGCGAGGGUUCCAUUGGCCCUUCCGUCAAACUCGACUAUGACCCUCCUCCCAAGAUCAAAGCCUUCAUUGAGAAGGUCAUUCAAUGUCCAUUACAAGAUAUAGCUAUACCCCUCUUUGGCUUUCGGUGGGAGUAUAAUAAGGGGAAUUUUCAUCACUGGAGACCAUUGCUGCUUCAUUUUGAUACAUAUUUCAAGACAUAUUUAUCAUGUCGAAAUGACCUGACAUUGUCUGAUAAUUUAGAAGUUGACGUUCCAUUACCAAAACAUGCAAUUCUACAAAUACUGCGGGUGAUACAAAUAAUUUUAGAGAACUGUCCAAACAAGAGUUCUUUUGAUGGCUUGGAGCACUUCAAGCUUUUAUUAGCAUCAACAGAUCCUGAGAUUAUUAUUGCAACAUUAGAAACUCUUGCAGCACUUGUAAAAAUAAAUCCUUCUAAGCUUCAUGGAAGUGCAAAAAUGGUUGGCUGUGGUUCUGUGAAUAGCUAUCUCCUGUCCCUAGCACAAGGGUGGGGAAGCAAGGAGGAGGGCAUGGGUUUGUAUUCGUGUAUUGUGGCAAAUGAGAAAGCUCAGGAUGAAGCACUCUGUUUGUUUCCUUCAGAUGUAGAGAAUGGUAGUGACCAAUCCAAUUACUGCAUGGGUUCUACUCUUUAUUUUGAAUUGCAUGGACCCAUUGCUCAAAGCAAGGAACAAAAUGUUGAUACAGGUUCCUCAAGUUUGCGAGUUAUUCACAUAGCAGAUAUGCAUUUGCGCAAAGAAGAUGAUUUGACAAUGUUGAAGCAAUGCAUUGAACAAUAUAAUGUUCCCCCAGAGCUCCGAUUUUCAUUACUCACAAGAAUUAGAUAUGCUCGUGCCUUUCGGUCUGCGAGAAUAAGCAGGCUUUAUAGCAGGAUCUGUCUUCUUGCUUUUGUUGUGUUGGUUCAAUCCAGUGAUGCUCAUGAUGAGCUUGUGUCCUUUUUUGCUAACGAACCAGAAUACACCAAUGAAUUAAUUAGAGUUGUGCGAUCUGAAGAAACCAUAUCUGGAUCUAUCAGAACACUUGUAAUGCUUGCAUUAGGGGCCCAAUUAGCAGCAUAUACGUCAUCUCAUGAACGUGCACGGAUAUUGAGUGGAUCUAGUAUGAACUUCACUGGAGGGAACCGCAUGAUACUACUGAAUGUACUUCAAAGGGCUAUUUUGUCAUUGAAGAGUUCUAACGAUCCAACUUCCUUUGCUUUUGUUGAGGCACUUCUUCAAUUUUAUCUGCUGCAUGCAGUGUCAACAUCAUCUUCUGGGAGUAACAUCAGAGGUUCUGGAAUGGUACCCACAUUCUUGCCUCUUUUGGAGGAUUCUGAUCCUGCUCAUAUUCAUCUUGUUUGUUUAGCAGUGAAAACCCUUCAGAAGCUUAUGGAUUGCAGUAGUUCAGCUGUAUCUUUGUUUAAAGAGUUGGGAGGUGUUGAGCUUUUGGCUCAAAGAUUGCAGAUAGAGGUUCAUAGAGUCAUUGGGUUGGUUGGAGAGAAUGAUAAUGUGAUGCUCACCGGUGAAAGCUCAAGGCUUAGUACUCAUCAGCUUUACUCUCAGAAGAGGCUGAUAAAAGUGUCUCUUAAGGCUCUUGGUUCUGCAACGUAUGCCCCUACAAACUCUACUAGAUCUCAACACUCCCAUGAUAGUUCAUUACCUGCAACUUUAGUAAUGAUUUUUCAGAAUGUAGAUAAGUUUGGAGGUGACAUUUAUUACUCAGCUGUUACUGUUAUGAGUGAAAUAAUUCACAAAGAUCCUACAUGCUUUUCUUCUUUACAUGAAAUGGGUCUUCCCAAUGCUUUUUUAUCUUCAGUUGUAUCUGGAGUACUUCCUUCGUCAAAGGCUCUAACAUGCAUUCCGAAUGGCCUUGGGGCUAUUUGUCUUAAUGCCAAAGGCUUAGAGAUUGUUCGAGAAACUUCUUCACUGCAGUUUCUUUCCAACAUCUUUACAAGCAGAAAGUAUGUCCUUGCCAUGAACGAAGCUAUUGUUCCUCUUGCAAAUUCUGUAGAGGAACUUCUUCGACACGUGUCUUCUUUGAGAAGUACUGGUGUUGACAUUAUCAUCGAAAUCAUCCAUAAAAUUGCAUCCUUUGGAGAUGGGAUUGAUGCAGGAUCUUCUUCCGGAAAAGCUAAUGAGGACAUUGCAAUGGAAACAAAAUCUGAAGACAAAGAAAAUGAAAGCCAUUGUUGCCUUGUAGGUACCACAGAAACUACUGCUGAAGGGAUAGAUGAUGAGACAUUCAUUCAGCUUUGCAUUUUUCAUUUGAUGGUAUUGAUUCACCGUACUAUGGAAAAUUCUGAAACAUGUCGGCUAUUUGUAGAAAAAUCAGGAAUAGAAGCUUUAUUGAAGUUGCUUUUACGACCUACAGUUGCACAAUCCUCAGAUGGCAUGUCUAUUGCUUUGCAUAGCACCAUGGUCUUUAAGGGUUUUGCUCAACAUCACUCCACUCCUUUGGCACAUGCCUUCUGUACCUCUCUUAGAGAGCACUUGAAUGUAGCAUUAACUGGGUUUGGUGCAUCUUCAGGACCUUUGUUACUGGAUCCAAAGAUGACAACUGAUAACAUAUUUUCUUCACUUUUCCUGGUUGAGUUUCUUCUCUUUCUUGCUGCAUCCAAAGACAACAGAUGGGUGACUGCUUUGCUUACGGAAUUUGGAAAUGGUAAUAAAGAUGUUCUUGAAAACAUUGGACGCAUCCACCGUGAAGUUUUAUGGCAAAUUGCUCUUCUUGAAAAUUCAAAGCCCGAUAUAGAAGAUGAUGCUUCUUGUUCUACUACUGAUUCACCACAGGCAGACGUUGAUGCAAAUGAAAGUGCAGAACAAAGGUACAAUUCUAUCAGGCAGUUUCUUGAUCCUUUACUCAGGAGGAGGACUUCAGGAUGGAGUGUAGAAUCACAAUUUUUUGACCUUAUUAACCUGUAUCGAGAUCUAGGACGUGUCCCUGGUUCUCAGCACCGACCAAAUUCUGUUGGUGCUACAAACAGGCGGUUAGGAUCCAGUAAUCAGUUGCAUUCUUCUGAGUCUGCAGAUGUUCCAGGAGCUGUGAAUAAGAAGGAAUGUGACAAGCAGAGAACAUAUUAUACCUCCUGUUGUGACAUGGUUAGAUCGCUUUCAUUUCACAUUACACAUUUGUUCCAAGAGUUAGGAAAAGUAAUGCUGCAACCCUCUCGCCGUCGUGAUGAUAUUGUGAGUGUGAGCCCUGCUUCAAAAUCAGUGGCUUCUACUUUUGCUAUCAUUGCUUUAGAUCACAUGAAUUUUGGUGGCCAUGUUGAGGAAGCAUCCAUAUCAACAAAAUGUCGUUAUUUUGGUAAAGUCAUUGAUUUUAUAGAUGGGAUUCUAAUGGAAAGGCCCGAGUCCUGCAAUCCCAUUUUACUGAAUUGCUUGUAUGGGCAUGGAGUUAUUCAAUCAGUAUUGACUACAUUUGAAGCCACUAGUCAGUUGCUAUUUGCAGUUAAUCGGACUCCUGCAUCGCCAAUGGAAACUGAUGAUGGGAAUGGAAAGCAGGAUGAUGACAAGGAAGAUACAGAUCAUUUGUGGAUAUAUGGUUCUCUAGCUAGUUAUGGUAAAUUUAUGGACCAUCUAGUGACCUCCUCCUUCAUAUUAUCUUCUUUCACAAAGCCUUUACUUGCACAACCCCUUAGUGGUGAUACCCCCUUUCCACGAGAUGCUGAGAUAUUUGUUAAAGUCCUCCAAUCUAUGGUGUUGAAAGCUGUGCUCCCAGUUUGGACUCAUUCCCAGUUCGUUGAUUGUAGUCAUGAAUUUAUUUCUAAUGUUAUCUCUAUCAUUAGGCAUGUUUAUUCAGGGGUUGAAGUAAAAAAUGUAAAUGGCAAUGCUCGCAUUACUGGGCCUCCUCCUAAUGAAACAACGAUUUCAACCAUUGUAGAGAUGGGAUUUUCCAGGGCAAGAGCUGAAGAAGCUUUGAGGCAUGUUGGAUCAAAUAGUGUGGAAUUGGCAAUGGAAUGGUUGUUUUCCCAUCCAGAGGACACUCAAGAAGAUGAUGAACUUGCACGUGCACUAGCCAUGUCCCUUGGAAACUCUGAAUCAGAGCCCAAGGAUGCUGCUGCAAGUGACUCCGUUCCUCAACUUGAGGAAGAGGUGGUCCAUCUUCCUCCUGUUGGUGAAUUGUUAUCAACUUGUACUAAGCUUCUUCAAAAGGAGCCUCUUGCUUUUCCUGUCCGUGACUUGCUCAUGAUGAUCUGCUCUCAGAAUGACGGUCAAUAUAGAUCCAAUGUUGUCACUUUUAUUGUUGAUCGGAUCAAGGAAUGCGGAUUGGUUUCUGGUAAUGGAAAUAAUACCAUGCUUGCUGCUUUAUUUCAUGUUCUGGCUUUGAUUCUUAAUGAGGAUGUUGUUUCACGGGAAGCUGCUUCAAAGAGUGGUUUGAUAAAUAUUACUUCAGAUCUUCUCUGCCAGUGGGAUUCUAGUCUUGGUAGCAGGGAGAAACAUCAGGUGCCAAAAUGGGUUGCAGCUGCCUUCCUUGCACUGGAGAGGCUUUUGCAAGUUGAUCAAAAAUUGAAUUCUGAAAUUGCAGAGUUGUUGAAGAAGGAAGCUGUGAAUGUUCAGCAGACAUCAGUUCUCAUUGAUGAGGAUAAGCAACACAAAUUACAAUCUGCAUUGGGACUUUCUACCAAGUAUGCAGAUGUACAAGAACAGAAGAGGCUUGUCGAGAUAGCUUGUAGUUACAUGAAGAACCAAGUUCCCUCAGAUACAAUGCAUGCUAUUUUGCUACUUUGUUCCAAUCUUACGAGGAAUCAUUCUGUUGCUCUUACCUUUUUUGAUGCUGGUGGUUUAAGUUCCCUUCUUUCUCUGCCAACCAGUAGCCUCUUUCCUGGUUUUGAUAAUGUUGCUGCUGGUAUUGUCCGUCAUGUUAUUGAAGAUCCACUAACUCUCCAGCAAGCAAUGGAAUCUGAGAUAAAACACAGUCUUGUAGCUGCAUCUAACCGCCAUCCAAAUGGGAGGGUCAAUCCACGAAAUUUCCUUUUAAGUUUGGCCUCGGUAAUUUCCCGGGAUCCAAUAAUAUUUAUGGAAGCUGCUCAAUCUGUUUGCCAAGUUGAAAUGGUGGGUGAAAGACCUUACAUUGUCUUGUUGAAAGAUCGGGAUAAAGAGAAGUCCAAGGAGAAGGAUAAAUCACUGGAGAAAGAUAAAUCACAUAAUAAUGAUGGAAAAGUUUGUUUAGGAAGUACAAUCUCAGGAGCUCCUGGGAAUGUGCAUGGAAAACUUCACGAUUCAAACUCAAAGAAUGUCAAAUACAAAAAGCCCACUCAAAGUUUUGUUAAUGUGAUAGAACUUUUUCUUGAAUCUAUAUGCACAUUUGUUGCCCCCCCUCUGAAGGAUGAUAAUGUUUCAAAUGUCGCCCGUGGCUCCCCUGCAUCAAGUGAGAUGGACAUUGACGUUUCUGCAAUCAGGGGGAAAGGAAAAGCAGUUGCCACUGUAUCUGGGGGAAAUGAAACCAGCAGCGAGGAAGCAUCUGCAUCACUUGCAAAGAUAGUAUUUAUUUUGAAGCUUCUGAUGGAGAUAUUGUUGAUGUACUCAUCUUCUGUUCAUGUUCUGCUUCGGCGGGAUGCUGAAAUGAGCAGCAAUAAUAGGGGCUUUAAUCAAAAGAGUCAUUCUAGUGUUGGUGCUGGAGGUAUAUUCUACCAUAUUCUUAGGAAUUUCCUUCCUUAUUCUCGAAAUUCCAAAAAGGAUAAGAAAGUUGAUGGUGAUUGGAGGCAGAAACUAGCAACCAGGGCUAAUCAGUUUAUGGUAGCUGCUUGUGUUCGGUCUUCAGAGGCAAGGAGGAGGGUUUUUACUGAGAUUAGCCACAUUAUUAAUGAAUUUGUUGAUUCAUGUAAUGGCAUUAUGCCAAAGCCUCCAGGCAAUGAAAUUCAGGUUUUUGUUGAUCUACUUAAUGAUAUUUUGGCUGCCCGGACACCUGCUGGCUCAAGCAUAUCAGCUGAGUCCUCUGUAACUUUCAUGGAUGCUGGUCUAGUUAAAUCUUUUACUCAUACAUUACAGGUUUUGGACUUGGACCAUGCUGACUCGUCUAAAGUUGCUACUGGUAUUAUCAAAGCUCUUGAAUUAGUAACCAAGGAGCAUGUUCAUUCAGUUGAAUUGAGUGCAGGAAAGGGUGAUAAUCAAACAAAGCCUUCUGAUCCUAGUCAAUCUGGAAGAAUGGAUAAUAUUGAUCACACAUCUCAGUCUCAGUCCAUGGAAACAAUAUCUCAGGCCAAUCACGAUUCCCUUCAAGUUGACCAUGUUGGGUCGUACAAUGUGAUCCAGUCUUAUGGUGGGUCUGAAGCUGUUACUGAUGAUAUGGAUCAUGAUCAUGAUCUUGAUGGGGGCUCUGCUCCCGCCAAUGAAGAUGACUUCAUGCAUGAAACUGGUGAGGAUGCUAGAGGCCAUCAAACUGGGAUUGAAAAUGUGGGGCUACAAUUUGAAAUCCAAUCUCAUGGACAAGAAAAUCUUGAUGACGAGGAUGAGGGUGACAUGUCCGGAGAUGAGGGUGAAGAUGUAGAUGAAGAUGAUGAAGAUGAUGAGGAACAUCAUGAUUUGGAAGAAGAUGAAGUCCAUCAUUUACCACAUCCUGACACUGACCAUGAGGAUCAUGAAAUUGAUGAUGAUUUUGAUGAAGUGAUGGAGGAGGAGGAGGAGGAGGAGGAUGAGGAUGAGGAUGAUGAAGAUGGUGUUAUACUAAGACUUGAGGAGGGAAUUAAUGGAAUUAAUGUUUAUGAUCACAUUGAGGCUCUUGGAAGAGACAAUAGUUUUCCAAAUGAAUCUCUUCAUGUGAUGCCAGUUGAAGUUUUUGGAUCUAGACGUCCAGGGCGUACCACCUCUAUUUACAGCCUUUUGGGCAGGAGUGGUGAUAAUGCUGCUCCUUCACGCCAUCCACUUUUAGUUGGUCCUUCCUCAUUCCACCCAUCUACUGUUCAAUCAGAUAGUAUAACAGAGAGCUCAACGGGGUUGGAUAAUAUCUUUCGAUCACUACGGAGUGGACGUCAUGGACACCGCUUGAACUUGUGGAGUGAUACUAACCCUCAAAGCAGUGGGUCAAAUCCUGGUGCUGUACCGCAGGGCCUUGAGGAGUUCCUUGUCUCUCAAUUGAGGCGACCUACUUCUGACAAGUCAUCUGAUAAUAAUGUAGCAGAAGCAGGUCCUCAGAAUAAAGUUGAGGUCAGCCAGAUGCACAAUUCUGCAAGUUCACAGCUAGAAAUUCCAGUAGAAAACAAUGCAAUUCAGGGAGGUGGUAAUGUGACUCCUGCAUCAAUUGAUAACACUGACAACAAUGCUGAUAUCAGACCUGUAGGGAAUGGAACUCUGCAAACAGAUGUAUCAAACACUCACUCUCAGGAAGUUGAGAUGCAGUUUGAGCAUAAUAAUGAUGCAGCCGUGCGAGAUGUCGAAGCUGUGAGUCAGGAGAGUAGUGGUAGUGGGGCAACUUUCGGUGAAAGCCUUCGGAGCCUAGAUGUUGAGAUUGGAAGUGCUGAUGGUCAUGAUGAUGGUGGAGAAAGGCAGGUCUCUGCUGAUAGGAUUGCAGGUGAUUCACAGGCUGCACGUACAAGAAGAGCAACUGUGCCUUUUGGUCAUUCUUCUCCUGUAGGUGUAAGGGAUGCAUCCCUCCACAGUGUUACUGAAGUUUCAGAAAAUUCAAGCCGAGAUGCAGAUCAGGAAGGUCCAGCAGCUGAGCAGCAGGUGAACAGUGAUGCUGGAUCAGCAGCAAUUGAUCCUGCUUUUCUGGAUGCUCUUCCUGAGGAGCUGCGUGCGGAAGUUCUCUCAGCCCAGCAGGGUCAAGUAGCUCAACCAUCAAAUGCUGAGUCACAAAACAAUGGGGAUAUUGAUCCUGAGUUCCUUGCAGCACUUCCCCCAGACAUUCGAGCAGAAGUUCUAGCUCAGCAACAAGCACAGAGACUACAUCAAUCUCAGGAGUUGGAAGGGCAACCUGUCGAAAUGGAUACUGUCUCAAUAAUUGCAACAUUUCCUUCAGAAUUACGAGAAGAGGUUCUAUUAACAUCCUCUGAUGCUAUCCUUGCCAACCUUACACCUGCCCUUGUUGCUGAGGCAAAUAUGUUGCGGGAAAGGUUUGCACAUCGAUACAGUCGCACCCUCUUUGGUAUGUAUCCCAGAAGUCGCAGAGGUGAAACUUCUAGGCGUGAAGGUAUUGGUUCUGGCCCAGAUGGGGCAGGGGGAAGCAUCACUUCACGCAGGUCUGCUGGAGCUAAAUUUGUUGAAGCUGAUGGAGCACCUCUAGUGGACACUGAAGCUCUGCAUGCCAUGAUUAGGCUAUUUCGCAUAGUUCAGCCACUAUAUAAAGGUCAAUUGCAAAGGCUUCUUUUAAAUCUUUGUGCCCAUAGUGAAACCAGAAUUUCCCUGGUGAAAAUUCUGAUGGACUUGCUGUUGCUUGAUGUAAGAAAGCCGGCUAGUUAUUUUAGUGCAGUUGAACCUCCGUACAGACUAUAUGGUUGUCAGAGCAAUGUAAUGUACUCACGUCCUCAAUCUUUCGAUGGAGUUCCCCCAUUACUCUCUCGGCGAAUACUUGAAACACUCACCUAUCUUGCUCGCCAUCAUCCAUAUGUGGCAAGAAUUUUGCUUCAGUUUAGGCUGCAUCAUCCUGCAGUGAGACAACCAGAUAAUGCUGAUGUUGCACGUGGCAAAGCUGUGAUGGUUGUUGAAGAUGAAACAAAUGCAGGAUACAUAUCUAUUGCAAUGCUUUUGGGUCUCUUGAAACAACCCCUUUAUUUGAGGAGCAUAGCUCAUCUUGAGCAGUUGCUAAAUUUGCUUGAUGUUAUCAUUGAAAGUGCUAGAAGCAAGUCUAGUUCAUCUGACAGAUCUCAAAUAUCUACUGACCCAGUAUUGGGUCCGCAAAUUUCUGCAAUGGUGGUAGACGUGAAUAUUGAUUCAGCUACAUCUUCUGCUCCAGAGGCGUCUCCUCAAGUCAAUGAAUGCUCUAAACCCACAGCUUCCAGUAAUAAGGAAUGUCAGGCUCAGCAAGUAUUGUGUGAUCUACCACAAGCAGAACUUCAGCUUCUUUGCUCGUUGCUUGCUCUAGAAGGUUUGUCUGACAAUGCAUAUGGUCUUGUUGCGGAGGUAAUGAAAAAACUGGUGGCCAUUGCUCCAGUUCACUGUAAGUUUUUUGUCACUCAUCUGGCAGAAGCAGUUCGAAAUUUGACUUCAUCUGCAAUGGACGAGUUGCGCACCUUUAGCGAGGCAAUGAAAGCUCUUCUCAGUACAACAUCUUCUGAUGGUGCUGCAAUUUUAAGAGUUUUGCAAGCCUUGAGUUCCCUUGUUACCUCAUUGGCUGAGAAAGAGAAUGAUGGAAUAACUCCUGCCCUUUCUGAAGUUUGGGGAAUCAAUUCAGCCUUAGAGCCCUUGUGGCAUGAGCUGAGCAGUUGUAUAAGCAAGAUAGAGGCCUACUCUGAGUCAGUAUCCGAGUCUAUUACCCCUUCUAGAACAUCUGUGUCCAAACCAUCCAGUGUCAUGCCUCCACUUCCAGCUGGUUCUCAAAAUAUUUUACCAUACAUAGAGUCAUUUUUUGUUUUUUGUGAGAAGCUACAUCCUGCUCAGUCAAAUGCCACUACUGUUACAAGUGUUCCUGUAAUAUCUGAUGUGGAAGAUGCCAGCACAUCUGGUACUCGGCAGAAAACAUCUGGACCUGCUACAAAACUAGAUGAGAAACAUGCUGCUUUUGCCAAGUUUUCAGAAAAGCAUAGGAAACUAUUGAAUGCUUUUAUCAGGCAAAAUCCUGGCUUGCUGGAGAAAUCUUUUUCUCUUAUGCUGAAGACUCCAAGAUUUAUUGAUUUUGAUAACAAGCGAUCCCACUUCCGAUCAAAAAUUAAACAUCAACAUGACCAUCACCACAGCCCAUUAAGAAUAUCAGUGAGAAGGGCGUAUGUUCUUGAGGAUUCAUAUAACCAGCUUCGCAUGAGAUCAACUCAAGAUUUGAAGGGAAGGUUGACUGUUCAUUUCCAAGGUGAAGAAGGUAUUGAUGCAGGUGGUCUUACACGGGAAUGGUAUCAAUUGUUGUCCAGAGUUAUUUUUGACAGAGGAGCACUGCUCUUUACUACAGUAGGCAAUGAAUCAACAUUUCAGCCAAACCCUAACUCUGUUUACCAAACAGAACAUCUAUCUUAUUUCAAAUUUGUUGGUAGAGUGGUUGGAAAAGCUUUAUUUGAUGGUCAGCUCUUGGAUGUCCAUUUUACUCGGUCAUUCUACAAGCACAUCCUUGGGGUCAAAGUUACAUACCAUGAUAUUGAAGCUAUUGACCCUGCCUAUUUCAGAAAUUUGAAAUGGAUGCUUGAGAAUGAUAUCAGUGAUGUUCUGGAUCUUACUUUUAGCAUUGAUGCAGAUGAGGAAAAGUUGAUUUUGUAUGAGCGGACAGAGGUGACUGAUUAUGAGCUGAUUCCUGGUGGACGGAAUAUGAAAGUUACAGAGGAGAAUAAGCACCAAUAUGUUGAUUUGGUUGUUGAGCAUCGAUUGACUACUGCUAUUCGUCCUCAAAUAAAUGCUUUCUUGGAAGGGUUCAAUGAAUUGAUUCCCAGGGAGUUGAUAUCUAUAUUCAAUGACAAAGAGCUGGAAUUAUUGAUCAAUGGACUUCCUGAUAUUGAUUUGGAUGACUUGAGAGCAAAUACAGAAUAUUCUGGGUAUAGUGGCGCAUCACCAGUUAUACAAUGGUUUUGGGAAGUUGUUCAAAGUUUCAGCAAAGAAGACAAAGCUAGAUUGCUGCAGUUUGUGACAGGCACAUCCAAGGUGCCUUUGGAGGGUUUUAGCGCUCUUCAAGGAAUUUCAGGUUCCCAGAGGUUCCAGAUACAUAAGGCAUAUGGCAGCUCUGAUCACUUGCCUUCUGCACAUACUUGUUUCAAUCAAUUAGAUUUGCCAGAAUAUCCAUCUAAACAACAUUUGGAAAAGAGGUUACUGCUUGCCAUUCAUGAAGCAAAUGAGGGAUUCGGAUUUGGUUGACAAGUUUUUUGUUUCUUUCUUUUUUGGGAGGGGUGGGGGACGAAAUCAAACUGUAUUACAUUUUAGGUUACAAGCUAUUUAAAAGCUUUUACUGGGGGUUGACAAGAUUUUCAACAUUAUAUCAUGUUAAUAUGCUGUACAGUUCUAUAUUUGCAAUGGGAAAUGCUUCGGCGGUUUUUCAAUAA